GACUGAUUAAUAUGAAAAUUAAAUAUAUAAUUAUUUUACUUUACCACUCCCUAUAUUUUAGCUCUUAAGAUUGCUUUAUAUACCGGUAGUAAGUGUGGAAAAAACAUAUACAUAUAAUCGUAGCACGUUAUAAAACAUGCAAAAAGGUUUUCUCAAUAUGCAAGAAAAAAAUAUUUUACAUGGACCGCCAUUGCCCGAUUUGGAAUUCAAGAAUAUAACAUUAGGACAAUUGAUAUUAAAUCAAUUAAGUAUUCGUGGUUCUUGGGUAGCACAGAUAAAUGCUUAUACAGGAAAAUCACAAACUUUUAAAGAUAUUUUAGACAUUAGUCGGAAAUUGGCAAUUGCCUUUAAUAGAGAAGGGCUAAAAAAAGAUGAUCGAAUAGCUAUAUGUAGUGAAAACAAUCUAGAAUUUUGUCCAGUUGUAUGUGCUGCAUUUUACUUAGGUAUUACUGUCUGCCCAUUAAAUCCACUUUAUACAGAAAGGGAAUUAAAACAUGCAUUAAAUAUAUCAAAACCAAAAUACAUUUUUGUAUCAGCAAUCGGAGCAAAGAACAUAUACAAAGUUAUUCCUCAGUUAUUCUGGUUACCAAAGCUUAUAAUGUUAACAGAAGCCAUUAACAGUAAAUUACCAAGUAUUAAAACUCUAACAUCAAACAUAAUUAUUGACAACAACUUCCAUGCCUGUUCUGUAGAUGUUAAUGAUCAUGUGACAGUUAUUUCAUGCUCUAGUGGCACUACAGGAUUGCCAAAAGGAGUAAUGUUAACAGACAAAAACUUUUUGUCUGUGAUAAAAAAUCUUGCAGUUGCAUCGCCUAAUAUUGUAAAUACCAAUACAACAGGUUUAGCUUUAUUACCAUUCUUCCAUGUGUAUUCCUUUUCCGUGAUGCUGGUAGCACUCGUUUUUGGAAAUAAAAACGUAAUUCUUCCACGUUUCGAAGAGAAACUAUUCUUGCAUGCCAUAGAAAAGUACAAAAUCGAGCACAUAACUGUUGUGCCACCACUUAUGGUGUUUUUAGCGAAACAUCCUAUUGUAGAUAAAUAUAAUUUAUCUAGCAUUAAAGAGAUUUGGUGUGGUGCUGCGCCUUUAUCUGAGGAAAUUGCAAAGAUGGUCGUAAAGAGAUUAAAUAUGCCAAUAAUAAAGCAAGGAUAUGGAUUAACAGAAACUACUUUGGCAGUGAUGAAUUCACCUGAUAAUAAUACAAAAUAUACAAGUGUAGGAACAUUAGUUCCAGGAGUAUCAGCUAAAGUAAUACCAAUUGAUGGAGAUGAAUCAAGUAAACCCCUAGGACCAAACAAUGUAGGAGAAUUAUGUUUCAAAGGAGAUAUAAUAAUGAAAGGGUACUGCGAUAAUGAACAAGCUACCGCGGCAACAAUCGAUAAAGAUGGUUGGUUGCACUCAGGAGAUGUAGGAUAUUACGACGAACAGGGCUAUUUCUAUAUAGUAGAUCGUAUGAAAGAACUUAUUAAAUACAAGGGAUUUCAAGUUCCACCAGCUGAAUUAGAAGCAAUAUUAUUAACUUGCCCUGAAAUUAAAGACGCGGCGGUUAUUGGACUACCGCAUGAAGAAGCAGGCGAACUACCGGCUGCUUUUGUUGUUAAGCAAGAAGGAUCUAAUAUAACAGCAGAAGAUAUUAUUAAAUUCGUAAAUGAACGUGUAUCAAGCCAUAAACGACUUCGAGGUGGUGUUAAAUUCAUUGAAAAUAUUCCACGAACUGCAUCGGGAAAAAUCUUACGACGAAUCCUGCACGACACACUCAAAUCAAAAUUGUAAAAAAUUGACAAAAAGAAUGAGACAUUUCCAAUUUAAA
Molecule: messenger RNA, 1808 nt
Organism: Bombus impatiens (common eastern bumble bee)
Lineage: Eukaryota; Metazoa; Arthropoda; Insecta; Hymenoptera; Apidae
Product: luciferin 4-monooxygenase
Exons: 6
Coding region: 137-1771 (544 amino acids)
Biological process (GO): fatty-acyl-CoA biosynthetic process; long-chain fatty acid metabolic process
Molecular function (GO): long-chain fatty acid-CoA ligase activity
Source: RefSeq, a predicted model, not a curated record